This is a messenger RNA of Triticum urartu, 1221 nucleotides long. NCBI's taxonomy places the organism in Eukaryota, Viridiplantae, Streptophyta, Magnoliopsida, Poales, Poaceae. The record is from RefSeq and is a predicted model, not a curated record.
AUGGCUUUCGCCUGCCACCGCUUCAUGGCACUCGCUCACUUGCUCUCCGCGGACAUCGAUGCUGCGACGACAUCCUCACGAACUCCCGAAUCAUCACGGAAAAGAAAAGAAAAACACCCCUGCCCUGACCCGCUUCCACAACUCUCCCGCAACCUCUCCUCCCCCGAGCGCCUCAUCCCACCGCCGCCCUCAGAUCCCGCCGCCGCACACGCCCUCCCCGGAACCCGCUGCCGCGCGCGCCCUCGCUGGAACCCCCGCCGCCGCGAGCCCCCUGCCGUCGUGCGCCCUCCCCGGACGCCCCGCCGCAGCCCGCCCUCCCCGGACCCCCGCGCCACCGUGCCACCACCGGGAUCCAAUCGCCAACGAGAGCCUCUCCGCGACCCCCCGCCCAGUUGUGGUCGUCGCCAGAUGCCUCGCUGCCGUCGAACGCCGUCUUCCUUCGGGCAGCCACGCACCGUCCGAGCACCGCCGUGCCUUCUCGCACCAGUCUCCUCCUGCCAUGCCCUUGCAGGAAGCUUGUGUCGCCGCAAGAAGUUCAAAUGCCAUAGCAGUGGCCGGACAGAUUUGAUACAUGGUGCUCCCUCCCACAAAGUGGCUGUUGCUAGACGAGGAAUCAAACUCGCCUCCGCUGCUACCAACCCCACCACUGUUGGAGAGGAGAGGAGGAAUGCAAGCAUGAUUGGGCUGGGAUACCCGAGCCAAGGGGAGGAUGCAUAACAUGGCAGCUACUAGAAUGGCAGGAGCUGGUUGAUCGUCCGGACUUGGAAUGGAGGUUGACCAUCAUGGAUCGAUGGUGGAUCACGCCGGCCGGUCGGCAUGCAUGCAUGCAUGCAUUUUCUUCUUUUUCAAAUUCAGAUUCUGAGGUCGAGGAAGCCGGUCUGGCGGAGCACGGCGUUGCAGACGCGGACUCCUCUGCCUUCUUGGCUUCAUGCUCCGUGUUCUCACCGGCCGCCUGGCCCGGUAAUUUUAUUGUAUUUUUAUUGGCUUCUUGGCUGUGAAUUGACCAAAAUAUGACCUGAGUUGGCAUGCCAUGUUCUAACGCAAGCACGACACUGGCCCAAUCCGGUCAACAAAAGCAAACUUGGAUCAGUGAUGCUUGCAAGUUGAGGCUACAACAUAUCAGUACACUUAAAAGUAAGCCAAAGAGAACAUCUAGUAGAACUGAUCUUUGUAUAGUCUGUAGAUGUUGCAGAAAGAAUUAUGCCCAGCAAGUGAAGCUUU